UGCGAUCGUUUCUCACUGUAAGACUCCUUUUCCUCGUUUGGCUAUUUCGUCGAGCAUCUGGCGCUUACAAUCUCACAAGAUGCGAUGCGCUGUACUUUCAUAAUGCACCGCUAUCUCUUAGAGGCUCUUCUGAAGCUGAUGCACUAUGCUCUUAGAACUGUGGGUGGAAUCCUGAUUUUCUUCUGUAGCUUGACUUGCGCGUCAAAAUUACGCACUUGUUUUGCUCAAUUUUGCAACUCUAUCCCAUGUGAAUCAGUUUGUGUGUCAACUUCCUCUGAACCUGUACAGUCGUUUAUCAUAAUGUGAACAUCCUAGGUUGCUUUUCAAGUUCACUAUCGAUUUGCCCCGAUUUCUGUAAAUUAACUUGGGUUUGGUGCAUUUCAUUCUGAUUCAAUAUGGCCAAUGGUCCAGCACCUUACUCUGAGAUUGGAAAAAGGGCAAGAGACCUUUUAUACAAGGAUUACAACUUUGAUCACAAGUUUACCCUAUCGAUUCCCAACUCCACUGGAUUGGGGCUUGUAGCAACAGGAUUGAAGAAGGAUCAACUUUUUGUGGGUGACAUAAGUACACUUUACAAGAGUGGAAAUACUACAGUUGAUGUGAAAGUUGAUACAUACUCUAAUGUAUCUACAAAAGUAACUGUGAAUGAUAUCUUGCAUAGUACAAAAGCAACUUUGAGCUUCAACAUACCUGAUCAUAAGUCUGGAAAGCUGGAUGUGCAGUACCUUCAUCCUCAUGCAGCCAUUGAUUCUAGUAUUGGUUUGAAUCCAUCCCCUCUAUUGGAGCUUUCAGCUGCAAUUGGAAGCAAAGAUCUUUGUCUGGGUGGUGAAGUUGGAUUUAAUACAACUUCUGCUUCAUUCACAAAAUAUAAUGCUGGAGUUGCCUUCAAUAAAUCAGAUUUCUCUGCGUCCCUUAUGCUGGCUGAUAAAGGACAAACCCUGAAGGCGUCUUACAUUCAUUAUGUUGAUCGCCCAGAUGGAUUUACAGUAGCUGCUGAAAUCUCCCACAGGUUUUCUUCCUAUGAGAACAGAUUUACAAUUGGGAGCUCACAAUUAAUAGAUCCAAAGACUGUUUUAAAGACUCGGUUCAGUGAUGAUGGCAAAGCUGCCUUCCAAUGCCAACGAGCAUGGAGGCCCAAUUCACUUGUUACCCUGUCUGCUGAAUAUGACUCCACGAAGAUCUUUAGUUCAUCCACCAAGUUCGGUCUUGCUCUUUCUCUCAAGCCUUAACAUGGCCUGCCUAUUGACUCUUAUUUGGUGGCUUCAACUUUUAUCAUUAUAUCAUUUUACAUUGUUUCGAAAACCCAUGGUGGGUUGUUUUAAGCCCUAUCAUAUCAUAAGGUAAAACAAAGGAACUAGAAAUAUUUGUGAAAUCUUCUAAAGCGGCACCGGGAAGGACCCAGUUUUGAAAUACUUGCAUAAAUGGCUAGAGGGUUUUGUAGCUGAUUUAUGAUACUACAGUUCAGGAUCUAGCAUAUGAUUUUGGGGUUAAAUUCUAUUUUGAUAUAUUGACUCGUGGUCAGGUGGGUUGUGGAUGCCUGAUCUCUCAUUUCAUAAUUUUUUUUCGCCGUAGUAUACUGUUAACUUCUCAUAUGGCACAAAUUUUAUCGUUCUAUUUCACCAGCUCCUCAUUCAAUAAUGGACCAGUAUUCGGAGAACUUCCUUUGGUUUAUCCCGAGCAAUUGAAUGAUUACAAAUUAGAUUUUUAA
Molecule: messenger RNA, 1708 nt
Organism: Cajanus cajan (pigeon pea)
Lineage: Eukaryota; Viridiplantae; Streptophyta; Magnoliopsida; Fabales; Fabaceae
Gene: VDAC4
Product: voltage dependent anion channel 4
Biological process (GO): monoatomic anion transmembrane transport
Cellular component (GO): mitochondrial outer membrane
Molecular function (GO): voltage-gated monoatomic anion channel activity
Source: RefSeq, a predicted model, not a curated record